GCUGAGACGCUGUUGUGAUGAGGAUGGUGAGCGAUGACGCUUUAAAAAGAGCCUCUCGGUCCCCGCGUGCACGGCUUAAUCACGUGUUCACAUACGUAGCUGCACCUUUGCGAGUUACCGGCUAUUGGAGUGUGUUGACGUUGUAACCCGGUGUCAGGGCGUCCCGUGAAGAGCUUGCUGGCGUAAUAAAAUAAAUGAAGAUGAGAGACCGUUGAACAAACCGAGAAGAUGCGCUGCGUGAGUUUGUUUCUGAUGAUAACGGUGGCUAGUGAUGCAGCGACUGACCUUUACGUGACAAGAGCAUCUCUCCCACCAGAGCUGGUUGUCAGCGCCGCACCUGCGGUUACAACUCCCGCCGGCUCCCGUUAUACUCCAGACAGUUACGGGCGUCCCGGGAUUGCGCUCGCCCGGUCUGCGGAGGAGCCAGCCAGCACGAGCACAGAGGACGGAGAGUCCUCUCACAUCCACGGAGGGGGUUACAAGAUAGUGCAGUGGGAAUGGAGCUACGUGCAGACACCUUACAUUAUAGCCAUCUGGCUUUUGGUUGGCAGUGUGGCGAAAAUACUAUUCCACUUCUCUCAGCGUUUUACCACAGCAGUUCCAGAGAGCUGUAUGCUGAUUCUGUUGGGUCUGGUUCUGGGUGCAGUGGUCCUCAUCGCCAGCAAACAGCAGCCCUAUCAACUGGACCCAGGGCUAUUUUUCCUCUUUCUCCUGCCAACUAUAGUGGGGGAUGCUGGGUAUUUCAUGCCAGCGCGGCUCUUCUUUGACAACUUGGGUGCUAUUUUGAUGUAUGCUGUGGUAGGCACAUUGUGGAAUUCCUUUUGCACUGGAUUCUGUCUCUAUGGAGUAAAGUUGGCAGGAAUCAUAGAUGAAAAAGUAGAGGCCGGUUUAAUGGAGUUUUUGUUGUUUGGAGCUCUGAUCUCAGCUGUGGAUCCUGUAGCAGUGAUCGCUGUCUUUGAAGAAGUCCAUGUGAAUGAGAUGCUCUUUAUCAUUGUCUUUGGCGAGUCAUUGCUCAAUGAUGCUGUCACUGUGGUCUUAUAUAAAGUAUAUAUAUCCUUUGUGGAGGUGGGACCAGGGAAUGUCCAUACUGCAGACUAUUUUAAAGGAAUUGCCUCAUUCCUCAUUGUCAGUAUUGGAGGAACUUUGGUUGGUCUCAUCUUUGCCGUUAUUCUGGCCUUUGGCACUCGUUUUACGAAGAAGGUGCGCAUCAUAGAGCCACUGUUUGUCUUCCUGUUGGUUUACCUGGCCUACCUAACAGCAGAACUCUUCUCUCUUUCCGCCAUUCUUUCGAUGACUUUCUGUGGCAUUGGAUGCAACAAGUAUGUGGAGGCCAAUAUAUCCCAGAAGUCCCGGACCACUGUGAAGUACACCAUGAAAACCCUGGCCAGCAUUGCAGAGACAAUCAUCUUCAUAUUUUUGGGUAUCUCAGCUGUGAACAAAUCCAAAUGGGCCUGGGACACUGGCCUUAUCAUCAGCACACUCAUAUUUAUCUUCGUCUUCAGGGCCAUAGGUGUUGUAGGACAGACUUGGUUCCUUAACUGGUUCAGAUUGGUUCCCCUGGAUAAGAUUGAUCAAGUGGUGAUGUCAUAUGGUGGCCUGCGAGGUGCUGUAGCCUUUGCACUGGUCGUACUUUUAGAUAAAGAUCAGGUGAAAGCAAAAGACUACUUUGUGGCAACAACUAUAGUUGUGGUUUUCUUCACUGUCAUGUUUCAGGGUUUAACCAUCAAGCCUUUAGUGAAAUGGUUGAAAGUGCCACGCAGCACAAACAGAAAACCCACUAUUAAUGAAGAGAUCCAUGAGCGUGCGUUUGACCACAUUCUGACAGCUGUUGAGGACAUUGCUGGUCUGAAUGGCUACCAUCACUGGAGGGACAAGUGGGAGCAGUUUGACAAGAACUACUUGAGUAAGUUGCUGUUGAGAAAGUCUGUUUACCAUAAGAGUGAGCUGUGGGAGGCCUAUCAGAAAAUCAACAUCAGAGAUGCCAUCAGUGUCAUUGAUCAGGGUGGGAAUGUAUUGACCUCUGCUAGACUUUCUCUACCUUCUAUGGCUAGCAGAGCAUCUUUCCCAGAGGUCACGAAUGUGACCAACUACCUGAGGGAGAAUGGCAGCGGGGUGUGUCUAGACCUACAGGUGAUUGACACAGUGCCAGGAGCCAAGAUAGAGGAGGAGUACGAGACACAUCAUGUACUUGCAGGAAACCUCUACAAACCCAGGAGAUGGUACCAUUCCCACUACAGUCGCCACUUUAUGACAGUGGGGGACAAAGAGAGACAGGACAGGGAGGUGUUCCAGAGGAAUAUGCAUAACCGCCUUGAGUCCUUCAAAUCUACUCGCUACAAGCGCCACAAGAAGGACCGCAGUCAGAAAAAGAGGAAAGGGUCAGAUGCUAAAGAACAGGACAUAAACGACAAACCCAGACGAAAUGUGAGCUGGCAGGACAAAGACCCAGUUGUGGUUCCUCUAGCCCCUGAGGAGGAGAAUCUUGAUCCUUCUGAACCAGAUAAAGAUGAGGAUGUGGGGAUCACUUUUGUGGCUCGCAAGGCCCCAGAAACACCAAAGGAGAGACCAAAAUCAGUGCCAGCUGCACUGGAUAUGUGUCAAAGCCCAGUUGCAGCCCCUCCCUCGCUCACAUGUGGAGAGAAAAACCUACCAUGGAAAAGUGGCAUGGGUUCCCUCCCUCCUUGUGUGUCAGUGGAGGCCACUAAGAUUAUCCCUAUAGACCUGCAGCAGGCAUGGGAUCAGAGCAUGUCCUCUCUGGAGAGCCUGGCUUCUCCUCCAGAGCCUCAGCUACCACGCGUCAGUGCCCUCUCUAAGCUUGGAGGACCCCUGCGGACCCCUGUGAAAGGAAACAUUGAUGGUGGUGGAGGGAUAGGACCAGCAAGUAGUGCAACAGGCCCAAGUUCAGGGCAGUUUCCAUUCCCUAAAGGGAAGGAGGAAGAGGAGGAAUGCCCCUUCUCUCAGCAGCAGCAGGAAAUGCAGCCGCUAAUGUCAUCUUUGAGGCCACCACUCCCACCACCUUCGCCGCCUGCUGAUGCUGCUGCACCAGCUGCUGGAAAGAGACGGAAUCCUCGUGUUUAUCUUCGGAGUCUCGUGACAGCACCACCUUCGAGUGCGGAAAAACACAGCAGUCGACCAACCCAACUGUAGAAUCUCAUUCUCUCAUUCCAGCGGUCUCUUUCUUCUGUUUCGGACAUCAUUCAUCAUUCACUGUACCAUUCACUUCAUCGGCACCGAUGUUCCCUGCUAAGGCCAAACUGGCAACAGCCGAGGGUCCAGUUCUGGUGUGUACAGGGCAGUUCCUCUCACACAGGAAAUCUAUUCCACUUUCCAUGUUUUUUGUUUGCUUUGUAGUUAGUUUGAAGUGCUCUGCCCUGUAUUAUAUAUGUCUGUGAGUGUCAAAGUGUAAAUCUAUUGAAUAUAUAAAGGCUAAACCACAUUCCAAGAAUAAUGGUUUAUUAUUUAAACUUGAAAGUAGCCAGUCCAUUGCAAAUCAAAACAAAAGACUGAGUGAAAAUUAGCUAUUCUUUUUUUUUUUUUUGUGGUUGACUGGGAUGAAAAAGUAACACAGUGAGCACGUUUAGAUGCAUGCCACUUAGCUGCACCGAUUAUACUUAAUAAGCCGAAAACGUGAGGUCAUGUAAAUGGAUUAAACAGCUUUACUUUACCGGUGUAAGGUCACAAACUGCUUAAGAAUAAACCGAACAACACGGGUAGGUUUUUGUCCAGUACCCCAAUUUUGCAUUGCUUGUAAACACCUUUAUCAGCAUUUAUACCGACUUAUCCAAUGAACACAAGUGUUGUGCACAUGCCUUCUCACGGAUUGCCGUCAAAAGCAGAGAAUAAGGCCUAGUCCACACUAUUAAGUUUUCGUUUAAAAACUCAACUUUUUCUCUCUAUUUUGGCCUUCCGUCCACACUGAGACAGCGUGAACUGAGCUUUUUGAAAACGCACUCCACAGUGGAUAUAUUUGAAAACGCUGUUUUCGCAUUGUAGUGUGGACUGUGAAAACGGAUGCUUUGGAAAACGAUGAUGCAUUUUUAGUAAUGUGAUCUAUCCAACCAAAACAAUCAAGAUGGCGACUUGUGUUAUAGCGGCACUGUUGUGCCUGAUACUCACUUUUAUAGCGUUGUUAAAAAAUAAAUGUAAUUUUGUACAACCUUCACAUUGCAUUCCUUCAAACGCGAAGGGAAGUUUACUCGGAAUUGGUGUCCGGCGACGGAACACGAUCGAGGACAAUUGCUCUUCAGACCGUACAUGCAGCGGGGAUUUUCUACAUGCGCAGUGACAUGAUUUAAGCAUUUUCAAAUGUUUCUGUUUGGAGCAACUUUUGGAAAACGCUUGAAAACGUUAGUGUGAACAGAGAGUGUUUUGAAACGAAAACGCCGUUUUCAAAUGUAUCCGGAUUAAUAUAGACGUAGCCUAACUCCAUUAUUUCAAAUCUCAUGUAAAAUACGGUUUCUUGCUUUGCUGAUUUUUUUAACAGGCUGAUUUUUGGGAGUUAUCAGCUACUGGUGAGCAUGUAAACAGGCCCAUUGUUUUAUAACAAAUCACAGAAAGCACAUUGCAAUUAGGGACGCAUGUAUUCAGUCCUACUUGCUCAGUUGGCAACAGUGUCAGCCAUAUCAUCGUUAUUUCUUACAUCAUGUGUUGUUGGAUAGCUCCCAGUAGGUUGCCAAUAUGCAAACCCACUCCAACUACAUUGUGAUAUGCAACCUUAGGCAAGUAAUUAAUAAUGGUUGUCAUUGGGAACAGUCAUGCUGUGGAUGAUCCAUCAGCUUCUAUGCAGAACAUUACCUGUUUUCUCUGCUUUUGUUUUGGCAACAAGCAUAGUCUCUAAUAUGUUUUAAUUUAUGUUGUAUGUUUGUUUGUUUUUAUGCCUUUUAUGCUUAGAAUUGUUAAUUAACAGUUUUCUGUAUUUUAAUCCACAAAGCCACAUAUACCCAGUGUAAACAUUUUUUUUAUUUUAUCCUUUCAUUCUUGUCCAUAAUUACAAAAUUUUUAAAUCUUUAUUUUUCAGAUGUGACCAUGUUUAUAAUCAUGGUAAAUGAUUAUUUAAUUAUUGGUCUUUGGUGUGCUUUAUCAGUAGUAGGCGGCAGGAACACGUAAUGCACGACACAUCUAUGUCAUUUUAUUACACUUCUUUCAUUGAGGUUAAGUUGAACCAGCCAUAUAUAGACACAAAGGCUCAGAGAUAGAUCUAAAUACAGCAUAAACAGUAUUUCUAUAUGUUGUUGCUAAAAAUAAUUAUUUGUUGUUAUUUGCAGAAUGAUAAAGACAUAUAUAGACUCCCAGUCUAUUGCUCUAAACACAGUGUAUGUUGUCAUGGUAUUAUAAACAGAAUUUAGGUUUUGCACUUAAAUGAAAAGCCAUUUAGCUCAAAUGUUUCUGUGUUGUUGUUUAAGCUGCUAUUUGGUAUUGCUGUGUUAUUCUGUGGAUAUAUUGAGGAUAGUUGUGCCUUUAGAGGGAGAGGGUGAGAUGCUUAGAAAGAGUCCUAAUUUUUUUCACACCCUUAUAUUACAUUUACAUGUAUUCAUUAAGCAGAUGUCUUUAUUUAAAGCGAUUUACAAAUUAAAUAAAAUUGGAAUUAAAUUACCAACCCAUUAAAUUAACAUGGAAAUUGUUUAUUUUUGUAGGUAUUUAUAAUGCAUCUAUGUGCCAAAUGUUGACUUUGGAUAGCUUCCAGGAAUAAAGUUAACAUAUAAAAAGAACAUACAUUUUGAAUUAUGCUAGUUUUUGUCUCAUCUAUGAACCUUAAAGGUGCACUUAGUAUUUUUUGUAAUAUGUAGUCUCGGGCUUACACUGACAUCUAGGGAUGUGGGUCAAAAUCUUUUGUUUUAGUUACUAAUGCUAAUUUCUAUUCAAUAUUCACAGUCAGUCAUGAUUAAUUUAAUCCAUGAGUGAAAAUCCAAUAACAGGACGGUUACUGAGAUAAAUCGAGUAGUAAUCAGCUGGUCAUGUGAUCCUAACAUGGCAGCCCCCAUGAGGGGAUCCUCGUAAUGUAGAAUAAAACAGCUUUUAUAAGGUUAAUGAUUUAACUGUAGUCUUCAUCUCAUGUGAGUGCUCAUGUAUAUUUUUAUACAUAUGUUUUAAAAUAACAGUUCAUUUCUUUGUGAGUCACUUUACUGAGUUUACACAGUUUACUGAGGACAAAAUUACUAAGUGCACUAUUAAUUUGACUUUUUUACUGUUUAGAUAAAAGACAAUGUUCUUUAUACUUUCCAGUGUGCUUUGUUUUCAACUGGGCUUUCUUUGGUUGAAGAGGUAGGUCCUCAGAGGAGGCCCAGUGAAGGGAACCUUUGGUGAAUAAUGAAGCUAUAUUCCCCUUUCAACCCAGCCGUCCCAAUGGUCUAGGUAGGGCUUCCCUCAUUUGCCCUUAAAAGACUACUGUGCAUUUAUGUGCUAAUGUGCCAUUUUCCCUUCUUCAAACCCUGAAACAGAUCCGAGCCAGCAACAAAGUCACUGGCGAGAGAACAAAAGUUAGAUUUUAAUGUGGAGACUGAGUCCACAAAGUCGCUUUCCCACCUGACAAAAUAUCAGAUUUCUCUGUUAUUGCCUUUUCAAAGUAAUCUGGUUGUUUCACUGGUUAUGUUAAUGACACAUGAUCUCUGUAUUUUAUUUCAUGUUAUAUUAUUACUACAACAGCAAUAUUAUAAGAGACACCAAUGUUCCAAUAGUAUUUGCUAUUAAUAUCUGAAUAAAUAAUUCUUCCACCAAGUAAUAUAUUUCGCUGUCUUAUGCUAUUUACAUUAUUACCUUGCAUUGUACUAAAUACGCGCUUUAAUUACAAAAUGUAUUACAAUGGCUUUAAACAUUCCUAUCCUAUCAAAAA
Xyrauchen texanus (razorback sucker) is the source of this 6829-nucleotide messenger RNA. Its product is annotated as sodium/hydrogen exchanger 5-like. The coding region runs from base 229 to 3147 and encodes 972 amino acids. NCBI's taxonomy places the organism in Eukaryota, Metazoa, Chordata, Actinopteri, Cypriniformes, Catostomidae. The transcript has 16 exons. Gene Ontology annotation, biological process: proton transmembrane transport; sodium ion transport; regulation of pH. Gene Ontology annotation, molecular function: sodium:proton antiporter activity. The record is from RefSeq and is a predicted model, not a curated record. Gene Ontology annotation, cellular component: membrane.